This is a messenger RNA of Prinia subflava (tawny-flanked prinia), 3074 nucleotides long. RefSeq names its product interleukin-1 receptor type 1-like. Gene Ontology annotation, molecular function: interleukin-1, type I, activating receptor activity. Bases 537 to 2246 code for a protein of 569 amino acids. The record is from RefSeq and is a predicted model, not a curated record. The transcript is spliced from 14 exons. Lineage: Eukaryota; Metazoa; Chordata; Aves; Passeriformes; Cisticolidae. Gene Ontology annotation, biological process: signal transduction; regulation of inflammatory response.
CCGGGGCUGGUCCGGGGCGCUGCGGGGGCGGUCCGAGGGCAGUGGCCGAGGCUCCCGGGCGAGGGCGGGAGCCUUGUCCGCUCGCCCGGCUACGUGGAGCGGGCCGGGGCAGCCGGCGAGGAGCGGAGGAAGGUAUCAGGACUUAAAAUGACCUAGAAAAGUAUUCAAAGCAUGGACUGUGAAAUGAACUCCUUCCACUUGAUACUGAAAGAAGGUAAACUGAAACUCCAAAAAUGAUGACCUGCUCAUUGGCAAGUUACAGGAAAAGUAUAUACAAGGCAACUAAAUAAGGACUGUGAUAUGAGGGUUUUGUCAGAUAAACUGUCCAAAAGAAGUACUUACCUGGAGGCUGCUAUAUUAAAUUAUUGAGCUCUGCACUGUGUGACCCUCCCUAAUACCCCAGCACUUCUACAUAUGAAAUGCUUCAAAAGAAGGAACUGCUGUGCCUUAUUUGCAACCAAAGUGAAUUACAUUGGAUAUAAAAGAGUAAUGCAGGGUGCAGAGGGCAGUGCUGCUUGAACAGUCUUACCACACCAAUGGAAAAGACUUCUGAUUUGCAGCAAAAUAUGACAUCUAUAUUUUUGCUCAUUGGUCAUUUCAUUGUACUGAUACCUCUCUUCAGUGCUGCAGAAGGGUGUGUUAUUUGUGAUUACUUUGUGCUUGUUGGAGAGCCUACAGCUAUUACUUGCCCAAUAAUUACAUUGCCAGUGCUUCACUCUGAUUACAAUUUGACAUGGUAUAAAAAUGGCAGUGCUACACCAGUGACCACAGAGAGAGAUGCCAGGAUCCAUCAGCGAGAGGGCAUGCUUUGGUUUAUUCCUGCAAUGCUGGAAGAUUCUGGACUUUAUGAAUGCAGCAUAAGGAGCCUUAAUCACUCUAACAAGAAAACUAUAAACUUAACAGUUUUUAAGAAUGAUAAUGGUUUGUGUUUUAAUGGAAAAAUGAAGUUUGAACAAAAAGUGAUGAGCAUGAAUACUGGAAAGAUUAUAUGCCCUGAUCUAGAACAAUUUAAAGAUGAAGACAAUAAUCAGCCUGAAGUACAUUGGUAUAAGGAGUGUAAACCUGGAUUUCUUGAAGACAAGCGACUUCUUUUGGCAGAGGGUGAAAAUGCUGUCUUGAUUCGUAAUGUAACUGUGCAAGACAGAGGGAACUACACGUGCCAUAUGGUGUACACCUAUAUGGGAAAACAAUAUAAUGUUUCAAGAACCAUAAGUCUAGAGGUUAAAGAAAAACCACUGCAGAUGCAACCAGAGUUUAUUUAUCCAAGGAACAAUACAAUUGAAGUAGAACUUGGUUCUCAUGUAGUUAUGGAAUGUAACAUAUCAAGUGGCAUAAAUGGCUUGAUUCCGUUCUGGCAAGUUAAUGAUGAUGAUGUUGAUAUCUUUGAUAAAACCUACAGGGAACAGUUUUAUGAAGAGGGGUUGCCUCAUGGACUUGCUGUAUCUGGAACAAAAUUUAACAUUUCAAAAGUGACAAUGAAGGACUAUGCUUAUAAAUUCUUCUGCCACUUCAUAUAUGGUUCUCAACAAUUUACAGCCUACAUCAAAUUAGAAUGCCCAGCUCGAAACAUUCAGGGAUACUUAAUUGGAGGAGGAGUUUCCUUGGUAUUUUUUGUAUUUUUUACUCUUGUUAUCUACAAGAUCUUCAAAAUUGAUAUUGUGCUUUGUUAUCGGGAUUCCUGCCAUCCUUUUCUGGGGAAAAAAGUUUCAGAUGAGAAGAUCUAUGAUGCUUAUGUUCUAUAUCCAAAGAACAGAGAAAGCUGCUUGUAUUCAUCAGAUAUUUUUGCUCUGAAGAUACUGCCAGAGGUCUUAGAAAGACAGUGUGGAUAUAACCUCUUCAUACUUGGGAGAGAUGAUUUACCAGGAGAAGCUGUGAUCAGCGUUGCUGAUGAAAAAAUCCAUCAAAGUAGAAGAGUGAUAAUUGUUUUAGUACCAGAGCCCUCCUGUUACAGUAUUCUGGAAGAUGAGUCUGAAAAGCAACUAGCCAUGCAUAGUGCUCUUAUCCAAGAUGGCAUUAAAGUAAUUCUCAUUGAACUUGAAAAAAUACAAGAUUAUGCAACCAUGCCAGAAUCCAUCAGGUAUAUUAAGCAAAAGCACGGGGCUAUCCGAUGGAAAGGGGACUUCUCAGAAAGGUCCCACUCAGCAAGCACCAGGUUCUGGAAGAAAGUGCGCUACCAGAUGCCAUCCAGAACAAGCGGCUCUUUAUCAGGGUUGCAUUUGUUACCAAAAGACUUGAAUUUGCCUUAAAUAACAAAUGAGAAAUGACACUUAACGACUGAUUCAGUUCACACAGUUGGUGAUGGAUUGACUGAAGGUCACAUCUAUCUGUUUUGUGCAAUCUCAUCCAGAUUUACUGCAGUGAAGGUACUACAGCUUCACCUACAGGUGUGAAUCUUUUUUACUUCUGGCUGGAUCAACAGAACAACUUGAAAUAUCAUCAGUAGCACAUGUAGGAGGUACACAGGUACUUUUCCAAGAAUGAUUCUGUGAAAUUCCCCUGUAUUAAAAAUGAAAGGACAAAAAACUGUCAAAAAAUUGAAACCAAUGAAGAAAAUUUGAUUUUUUUCCCUGCAAUUAAAGUUUCAGUAUGAAGGGAAUUACACUAAUUAUGGUUGUGAUACCAUGUAAUGUGCAUGGCUGGUGCCAGUAAAUGUUUGUUUCUUUUUUUUUUUUUUAAUGAAAUGACACAACCCUUUUCUUUGUUACAAGUUUUUUAUUUGCCUUGUUUGGUUUGCGGAAAGAUAAAUCCUCCUGAGUUACUGCAUCAGUGUGUUGUCAUCCAGGAGAAAAGCUCACAGGGUGCAGGCCCACCAAUGGAGUUCCAGCGACCUCAAUCUUCCUAACUACUUCUGCUGACUGGAACAGCUUGAAAAGAGAACUGCUACUUGUUAUCCCUAACUUUAGGAAUGGAAGGUUAUUUUACUGAGCCAAAAUAGUGUUUUUUAAAAAAUAUUUGUUCCUUUUGAUCUAUUUAUACAAAUGACGCUAAAAUUUUCAUGUGUGUUAUGUAAAGGCACUUGAGCAAGAGUCCAUUUUAAAAUUUAAUAAAGGCACUACAUAUUUUUUCAUACAGCA